AUGGAAAGGAACAACUCAGUUGAUGUGUAUCCGGUAACGGCCGCCGGUCUUCUGCUCCUGUUAACAUUGAUCGGUCCUAUCCUACGCCGGUGGUACUACGAGCUUUUCCUACGGCUGCACCAAGCACUGGCUGGCGGCGUGGCGGCGUGUACGAUCAUGCACCUACUGGCGAUAGCAUGGUCUUGGUGGCCGUUCUUGUAUGCGUAUGGGGGCCUCGUCAGCGCGCUCACGUUGUUUCAAUUGGGACGCACUAUCCUCUAUAACAAGCAGCUAGGGCUACCACUGCCACGUAUCGUCGUCACGAGCAGUCACGGCACCGUGAAGGCAGCGAUCACGGUGUCCAGGCCGCUGGUCAUCGACGCGGGCCAGUACGUCAAUAUCUGGGUUCCUUCGGUAUCCCUAUUCUCCAGCCACCCAUUCACCAUCACAUCCUGGUCGCCAUACCCAGUCCGGCGGUUCGAGCUGUUCAUCCAGCGCCGGCAAGGGUUCACUAGCCGCCUCCACGACCGGGCCGAGCUACACAGAGACAUGUCCGUCCAGUCGAGGAUGCUGUUCAGUGGCCCUCAUGGCUCAAGCCUGCGGGUCUGGGACUUUGAACAUGUUCUCUUCUUCGUGCAGGAUUUUGGCAUUACGGCCGCUCUUCCACACCUCCAAAAGCUCGUGCAUGGACGAGCGCGGGGCCAGCGCAAGACAAGGCGCGUCCACGUACUAUGGCAUGUCAACAAUAUUGGUAUAAGGCGUGCUGUGACGUUGGGUGCCUCGCUGACUACUGUAGACGCACGGCAGGCUGUCACGCCGACCAUCAAUGAUCUAUUCCACACAGACGGCGCAGGAGAAAGCUACAUCUUCCACGUGUCUAUUUACAACGGUAUUGAAAUGGAAACAGAGACCUCGAGCCACGGACGCUUCACGAUCCACCCAGGGGUGCCUAACGUCUGGGAGAUCCUCAGCGCGGAAGCGAAUUUAAGAGAACAGCAGGUGACAGAGGGCCGGACGACCACCGACGCGGUGCAAGAAAGCUCGGCGCUAGACACAUCCCGAACCGUCUCGGCCAAGGGAGCGUUGCGUGACGAGGUCCGCCUCUCUCUCCGCGGAUUCCUUUCGAAGGGGUUCGAGUUACAAGAUCUUGAUUUUCAGCCUGUUUGA
Molecule: messenger RNA, 1146 nt
Organism: Emericellopsis cladophorae
Lineage: Eukaryota; Fungi; Ascomycota; Sordariomycetes; Hypocreales; Bionectriaceae
Exons: 4
Coding region: 1-1146 (381 amino acids)
Biological process (GO): copper ion import; intracellular iron ion homeostasis; iron ion transport
Cellular component (GO): plasma membrane
Molecular function (GO): ferric-chelate reductase activity
Source: RefSeq, a predicted model, not a curated record